Molecule: messenger RNA, 699 nt
Organism: Haemonchus placei
Lineage: Eukaryota; Metazoa; Nematoda; Chromadorea; Rhabditida; Trichostrongylidae
Source: the annotation of a GenBank genome assembly
AUGAGAGUGCUAACCAUUGAAAUCGCGUAUUUCCUACUAAUCGCUACGGUGAACGGCGUGAGGAGGAAACGUGUUCACCACCCCAGUGAUGAUCACCUCUCCUACGCGUUGGUAAAGAAAAUGGUCGAGCAACUGGAGGAGCAGGCCGAGCUACACUUCUACGAUGACAGUCUUUACUCUAUCACAACCACCAGCAGUAUUCCCCAAGUGACAACCUUGCCGGAAUAUAUUGAUAGUGACAUCACCUUACGUCUUUAUCCGUCUGGAAUAGAAUACGCUUUAGAGCAAAUUAUGCUGGCCAUUCGCCAUGAUGCAAUGCGACACCGUCCUCACACAAUACGAACUUCUUACCAUGGCAUGGACAUCAACAUUAAUUCUAUCCAAAUCGUUGACUUUCUGGUUCCGAAGCUCGAAGCUGAACGUCUCAGCGAGACAAAGUUUCGCUUUUUCACUCAUGGAGGUGGUAUGCGCUACCUCGGCCUUUACUCCACAGUCUAUAAAACCAAGAGGGAAGGCCAAUUCGAAGCGAUCCUGGAUGAUAUACGGAUUCAGCUUGAUGUCGAGUUCAGCGACGAGGAUGAGCACAUUACCGUUACCAAGAAGAAGUGUAUCGCCAGAAUUGAAGAGGUGCUAGUACAACUGAUCCCUCCAAUGCCAACACAAAUUAUAAACCUGUUGAGGUUAGUUAUUAUUCGUUAA